Molecule: messenger RNA, 6714 nt
Organism: Pleurotus ostreatus (oyster mushroom)
Lineage: Eukaryota; Fungi; Basidiomycota; Agaricomycetes; Agaricales; Pleurotaceae
Exons: 10
Coding region: 1-6714 (2237 amino acids)
Biological process (GO): L-glutamine metabolic process; 'de novo' pyrimidine nucleobase biosynthetic process
Cellular component (GO): cytoplasm
Molecular function (GO): metal ion binding; amino acid binding; aspartate carbamoyltransferase activity
Source: RefSeq, a predicted model, not a curated record
AUGGCUAUUCCAAGUUCUGCCAAUGUAUCAACCACAGCUCGACCUGGUCUCACACGCACCGACAGCACCAUCCAAAUUCCUGCACCCCCAGUCACUAGUCCUCCCAUUCUAGGAGAAGUGCCGCCGAGCGAUGUCGUCCUUGAGCUCAAUGAUGGCUCAGCUUUCAGCGGCAUAAGCUUCGGUGCGGAGGGGAAGAGUGUUGCGGGAGAAUGCGUCUUUCAGACUGGCAUGGUGGGUUAUACCGAGUCGUUGACGGAUCCCUCAUACGAGGGCCAGAUCCUGAUCCUGACUUACCCACUGAUUGGAAACUACGGGGUACCUACUCGCACAGACUCAUUGGACCACCUCCCAAAAGAAUUCGAGUCUAGUCGGAUUCACAUCGCAGCUUUGGUGGUCGGUUAUUACACCGACGACUUCAGUCACUUCUUGGCGAAAUCAUCCCUUGGGACAUGGCUCAAAGAGAAUGGUGUACCUGCGAUGUAUGGCAUCGAUACACGAGCGCUUACGAAGAAAAUUAGAGAGAAGGGCUCCAUGCUUGGAAAGAUUCUCGCUCGGCGGCCCGAUGCCUCUCCUGGUCGGGUCAGGGCUCUGGUGGCAGCUUCUGCAGCCCCAUCUCGCGCCGCAUCCCCUUCACUCACCCCUUCCUGGCGAGAAGAUUACAUGGACAUACCGUUCUCUGACCCUAACCAAAUCAACUUGGUUGCCUUGGUCUCGACGUCACGUCCUCGCUUAUACGCACCAACGACAGAGCCACGCGCGCAUCCAUCAGGUCGCCCGUUGAGGAUCUUGGCGAUUGAUGUUGGCAUGAAGUACAACCAAAUUCGAUGCUUCAUCGACAGAGGUGUCGAGCUCAAAGUGGUCCCUUGGGACUAUGACUUCCUUCUCGAAGCUGAGCCUUACGAUGGCAUAUUUCUUUCAAAUGGUCCCGGCGACCCGACAACUCUACAAUCCACCAUCUCGAAUCUGUCCAAAGCUAUGGAAAAAGCCGAUAGGCCAAUCUUCGGUAUAUGCUUAGGGCAUCAGUUAAUGGCCCUCGCAGCUGGUGCCACUACAUCGAAAAUGAAAUACGGUAACAGAGGGCAUAAUAUCCCAUGUACCGAUGCCAUGUCGGGUAGAUGUUAUAUUACCAGCCAGAACCACGGUUUCCAGGUCGAUAGGAGCUCAUUACCGGCUGGGUGGAAAGAACUCUUUCGGAAUGCUAACGACGGGAGUAACGAGGGAAUAUACUGUAUAGACAAACCUUUUUUCUCCGUUCAAUUCCACCCGGAAUCCACACCUGGACCUCGCGAUACCGAAUUCCUCUUCGAUGUCUUCAUCCAAAACAUCGCUGACUGUGCCGCCACUAAUACACUCUCCCCCAUCGUUAUGCCGGGCGGGAAGAAGCAGGAUAACGAUAAACGCGUACCGAGAGCCAAUGUGAGCAAGGUCAUCAUUCUUGGUUCGGGAGGCCUGUCAAUCGGCCAAGCUGGAGAAUUCGACUAUUCUGGCUCACAAGCUAUCAAAGCGCUCAAAGGGGAGGGCAUCUAUACCAUCAUGGUUAAUCCGAACAUUGCGACGAUCGCCACUUCGAAAGGCCUUGCUGAUAAGGUGUACUUUCUACCUGUCACACCCGAAUUCGUUCGUAAAAUCAUUCACUACGAAAAGCCCGACGGUAUAUACGUGACCUUUGGUGGCCAAACGGCACUCAACGUGGGCAUUAAACUGAAGGACGAGUUUGAGGCGCUAGGCGUCCAGGUUCUUGGCACACCUAUAGACACGAUAAUCACCACCGAAGACAGGCAACUAUUUGCCAGCGCGAUGGCCGAAAUCGGCGAGAAAUGCGCAGAGAGCUCUACUGCGACCAAUCAGGACGAAGCAGUUGCAGCCGCGAGAUCCAUCGGUUUUCCUGUCAUUGUUCGAGCCGCAUAUGCACUCGGCGGCCUUGGGUCAGGCUUCGCUCAAGAUGAGGCUCAACUAAAAGCCUUAUGUGCCAAAGCCUUCGCCACGAGUCCUCAAGUGCUCGUUGAGAAGAGCAUGAAAGGGUGGAAAGAAAUAGAGUACGAAGUUGUGAGGGAUUGUCGGGAUAAUUGCAUUACUGUGUGCAAUAUGGAGAAUUUUGACCCUUUGGGCAUCCACACAGGAGAUUCUAUUGUCGUAGCGCCUUCUCAGACCCUCUCCGACUCCGACUACAACAUGCUACGGACGACUGCCAUCAACGUCAUUCGCCACCUCGGGGUCGUUGGUGAAUGCAACAUACAAUACGCGUUGAAUCCGACAUCCCAGGAAUAUUGCAUUAUAGAGGUCAAUGCACGCCUGUCUAGGUCCUCAGCCCUCGCAUCGAAGGCAACAGGAUAUCCUCUUGCAUUCAUCGCAGCAAAACUCGGCCUGGGCAUCCCACUAAACGAAAUCAAGAAUUCGGUCACCAAGGUCACAAGUGCUUGCUUUGAACCCAGUUUGGACUAUGUCGUAGUCAAGAUGCCUCGUUGGGAUUUGAAAAAGUUUAGCCGCGUCAGCCGCCUGUUAAGUAGUAGUAUGAAGAGCGUAGGAGAGGUCAUGAGCAUCGGGCGCACGUUCGAAGAAACCAUCCAGAAAGCUAUCCGUGCAAUUGACGACCAGUUCACAGGCUUUGCAAAUAACGACUUUGUGGAGAACAUCGACGAAGAGCUAGUCAAUCCCACCGAUAAACGCAUCUUCGCUAUUUCGGCCGCCUUUCAUCGCGGAUACUCCGUUGAUAAGAUUUGGCAAAUGACGAACAUAGACAAGUGGUUCUUGACAAAACUUCAACGUAUCUUCCAAAUGGAACAGCAUCUUUCGACUUUGAACGUCUCCACCAUUGAGUCUCGCGUCCUACGACAAGCUAAACAACUUGGCUUCUCCGAUAGGCAGCUGGCGAACUGCUUAGAAUCCACCGAACUUGCGGUUCGCAGGAGACGACAAGAAUCUGGCAUCUCUCCCUUCGUCAAGCAAAUAGACACGGUUGCUGCCGAGUUCCCCGCGUUUACAAACUACCUAUACACAUCAUACAAUGCUGUUGAACAUGACAUCACAUUCGAUGACCGUGGGGUGAUGGUUCUUGGCUCUGGGGUCUACCGUAUUGGUUCAUCCGUCGAGUUCGAUUGGUGCGCUGUUCGCGCUAUACGGACCUUGCGCGACCAGGGGUUCCCCACCAUCAUGGUCAACUACAAUCCAGAGACAGUCAGCACGGAUUACGAUGAAGCUGAUCGACUCUACUUUGAGAAUAUUAGCUUGGAAACGAUCUUGGACAUUUACGACACGGAACGUUCGAGGGGUGUCAUCCUUGCCAUGGGUGGGCAGACUCCUAACAACAUUGCUUUACCGCUAUAUCGCCAGAACGUCAAGAUUUACGGGACCUCGCCUGAAAUGAUCGACACUGCCGAAAAUAGGUACAAGUUUUCUCGCCUGCUGGACGAGAUCGGUGUCGAUCAACCACAGUGGAAGGAACUCACCAGCUACGAUGAGGCCCUGGAAUUCUGCGACAAGGUGGGCUACCCCGUUCUUGUUCGACCUUCAUACGUACUUUCGGGGGCUGCCAUGAACGUUGUUUCCACUGGGGAUGACCUAUCCAAUUACUUGACACAAGCAACUGCUGUCUCCCGAGAUCACCCAGUUGUCAUCACCAAGUACAUCGAACAGGCGAAGGAAAUCGAAAUGGACGCUGUCGCGAAGGGUGGCAAAAUGGUUAUGCACUUCAUUUCCGAACACGUCGAAAACGCUGGAGUCCACUCUGGGGAUGCUACGCUUAUCCACCCUCCGCAAGAUCUUGACCCUCAAACAGUACGCCAAAUCGAGGAAGCAACAGCCAAAAUUGGCAAUGCGCUAAAUGUCACCGGGCCCUUCAAUAUUCAGUUCAUUGCCAAGAAUAACGAGAUCAAGGUAAUAGAAUGUAACUUGCGAGCCGCGCGAUCGUUCCCAUUCGUAUCGAAAGUCACUGGUGUCGAUGCCAUAGAAAUGGCGACCAAAGUUAUGAUGGACUUGCCUGUAGAGCCCUAUCCCGACCUUGGACUCCCCUCGGAUUAUGUUGGGGUGAAGGUUCCCCAGUUUAGCUUUAGCCGUUUAUCAGGCGCAGACCCGGUUCUCGGCGUGGAGAUGGCCUCGACGGGCGAGGUCGCUUGCUUUGGUCAUGAUAAAUACGAAGCAUAUCUAAAGGCCCUCAUAUCUACUGGCAUCGUGCCGCCCAAGAAAAACAUCCUCUUUUCCAUUGGAAGCUACCGGGAAAAACUAGAGCUACUGCCGUCUGUCCAAAAGCUCAGUGCUUCUGGCUACAAUAUCUUCGCUACUUCUGGCACCGCCGAUUUCUUAACUGAACACAACGUACCAUGCAAGUAUCUCGAGACUCUGGGCGAGGAUAGCCGGGAUAAGCAAAAGACCGAGUAUUCUUUGACCCAGCAUCUGGCCAACAACCUCAUAGACAUGUACAUCAACCUCCCCUCGAAGAAUAGCUAUCGUCGGCCUGCCAGUUAUUCCAGUAAGGGUUAUCAUACCCGUCGCAUGGCAGUGGACUUUGCCGUGCCGCUGAUCACAAACGUCAAGAAUGCGAAGAUGCUAGUUGAAGCGCUUGUCCGCAAACUGCCUUUGGACGUCUCUGCAGUGGAUGCUAAGAGCUCGCAUACAACCCACAUAUUCCCUGGACUCAUUAACAUCUCUUCCUUCGUGUCGAAUAUCUCUGCUCCUGGGUCCAAUGAUCUCGCAAUAUCAACGCAAGCCUCUAUCAGUUCUGGCUUCACCACUUCUAUCGUUUUACCUAUUGGGCAAGACAACAUGAUCUUUGAUCGCGAUACAUUGAAGGAGGCGCGAUCUAACGUGAACGCACGUGCACACUGCAAUUACUCGCUUGGCUUUACGGCGACCCCCGAUAACAUACAAACUCUCGAUGACGAAUUACAGGCAGAGGCGAAGUUUCUGUUCAUUCCGUUUGGCGUCGGUGGUGCACCAACCCCCCUCGCUGUUGCUGCUUCGCACUUCUCUUCGUGGCCAAUGGACAAGCCCAUAGUCUCCGAUGCUAAAGGAUCCGAUCUCGCAUCAGUUCUACUUCUGGCUAGCCUCCAUAACAGAAGCAUCCAUAUCACGGACGUCUGUUCCAAGGAGGACCUUGAUCUGAUUUCGCUGAGCAAGGCGAGGCAGUUAAAAGUAACCUGCGACGUUUCUGUGUAUUCGCUAUUCUUCACCAGGGAGCAAUAUCCGAAGUCUACUACCCUUCCCUCAGAAGAAAACCAUAACGCUCUAUGGAAAAGGUUAGACACCAUUGAUGCUUUCUCCGUCGGCAUGACUCCAUUCCGGUUGGCAUCUGAGGUUGGAGAGGUUUAUUCACCAUGGUCUGGCACCGAGGAGACGCUCCCUUUGCUGCUUACAGCUGUCGAGAAUGGUCGCCUAACACUUGAAGACAUACGCUUACGACUUCAUGAUAAUCCUAUACAUAUCUUUGGUCUCCCUGACCAAGCCAAUACACACGUUGAAGUAGUGAUCGGCCGAAAGGCGGUCUUUGGGAAGCGACCUACGUGCUGGUCGACCAUCGAGCAAACCUCUGUCGCGGGCGCAAUUCAUCGUGUUGUUGUACACGGACAGACUGUUUUCCUUGACGGCCAUGUAUUCUCCUCUCCACAAGGAAAAGAUAUCUCGAGUGCAACUGUUACCCAUCCGACAACGUCUACAGCAGCAGCCACACUUGGCGCAAUCACCGCUCAAGGGCGGGAUGACCAUUUGCCAAGUCUCCCGGCGCUGUCAUCUGGGCAACCAUUAGGCGUCGGUUUGCACGGACCGCUUGCUCCUUCGCUCCAUCUACCCCAUCAACCUCAUCCUGCAUUCCACCGUCGUCAUAUACUCUCGGUCAGACAAUUUAGCCAUCGCGACAUUCAUGACCUCUUCUCCUUGGCUCACGAAAUGCAACUACAAGUCGAACGGAAUGGUACUUUGGAUAUUUUGAAAGGCAAGGUUCUUUGCACUCUUUUUUACGAGCCAUCGACACGGACCAGUUCCUCGUUUGACGCUGCGAUGAAACGAUGUGGCGGCGAAGUCGUCCAGAUCAAUGCCGAACUGUCCUCAGUACAAAAGGGAGAGACGUUACCAGACACGGUCAGGACGUUGGGUUGUUACGGUGAUGCUAUAGUUCUUCGACAUCCGGAUGUUGGCAGCGCCCAACUAGCUGCAAAAUUUUCGCCGGUGCCCAUCAUCAACGCAGGUGACGGGAUUGGAGAGCACCCCACACAGGCCCUUUUGGAUGUGUAUACGAUACGAUCUGAGCUAGGUACCGUCAACGGCCGAACAAUUACAUUGCUCGGUGAUUUAAAGAAUGGUCGCACCGUGCACAGCUUGGUAUCACUUCUCUGUCUCUACUCCGUCCGGUUGAACUUUGUUUCUCCGACAUCACUUUCCAUGCCUGCGACCGUCGUCAGCGCUGCACGGAAAGCGGGGGUUGUUGUUUAUCAGUGCGAAUCCUUGGACGAAGUGUUGGCCGAUACCGACGUCCUCUACGUUACUAGGGUGCAGAAGGAGCGGUUUGAAAGCGAACGCGAGUGGCAGCAGGUAAAAGACGCUUACAGAGUCGACCAUGCUGUUCUAUCAAGAGCAAAAGAAGACAUGAUCGUCAUGCACCCUCUUCCAAGAGUCAAUGAAAUUGACCCCGAGGUCGACUUUGACUCGAGGCGAGCUGUGUACUUCCGCCAAAUGCGCUAUGGUCUCUAUAUUCGAAUGGCGUUGCUCGCAAGUGUAAUGGGCUGA